AUGGGCGGAGGUUCGUCCUCUCUUCGAGUGAAGAGUCGCUCGUCGGCUGAUUUGGAUAGGCUCAAGCCGACAGCCGAGCAGCGUACGCCCCAAAACGAGGAGCCGAUUAGCUUCGUUAGCGCAGUCUUCAUCGAAGCACUUAUCGCAAAGUUGCCUUUCAAGCGCAAAGGAGGCAAUCGAGAUAAAGUGAAAUCGUUUCGAGAUCUGAUAUCCACAUGGCCGAUUCACGAUGUGGAAGCUUUGUACAGGGGUAACUCUUAUCUCCUUCAUCGCCGCUUGGCUGUUGCUCGCUGUAGCGUUAUAGCAGACUUUCUCGAAGGCAAAGAAGUCAUGGAAAUAGAUCUUGCCAUUCCUGAUGGAAAAGCUUUCACAUCUAAGGAGAUCGGCAUGUUUAUCACUUAUCUCUACACUGACGUAUGGUCUGGCAGUGCAGAAAUGUUGGAGUCUUUACGCAGUUGUCUCGGUUGCAACCAAGAUUUGUUGACGAGUUUGCGGAAUGCCGAGAAAAUGGGUCUCGAAAAUGGGGACUUGAAUAUUGUCCUCACUUCUGCAGCUUCAGUUGGCGACGAGCCGCCUAAAGCGCAUCCCCCAGACUAUAGCAUCCGGUGCGACUCAUCAAUUGUGUCAUCAAGAAGUACAGUCUUUCGUGGGCUUCUUAACCGCGUUGGUGAGCACGGCCGUAUUGUUCUCGAUGAAACAUUACUCCCUCGUGGUUUCGCUCCAGUGGUCAUGCAUUUCCUCUACACGGAUGAGUUGGAUUUUUCAAUGAUCCCUGACACGACUAUCUCUCAGUCUUCGCUGUCGGAAGCACGAGCUAUAGUUGCUGGUCGAAGUCCACACUCACCGCUUCACAGAGCCAUACAGCUAAUCCAUAUAGCUAAAUUUUUUGCUCUGGAAAAGCUUGUUCAA
Molecule: messenger RNA, 909 nt
Organism: Ostertagia ostertagi
Lineage: Eukaryota; Metazoa; Nematoda; Chromadorea; Rhabditida; Trichostrongylidae
Source: the annotation of a GenBank genome assembly